Molecule: messenger RNA, 435 nt
Organism: Aegilops tauschii subsp. strangulata
Lineage: Eukaryota; Viridiplantae; Streptophyta; Magnoliopsida; Poales; Poaceae
Source: RefSeq, a predicted model, not a curated record
AUGGCCAGCAAGCAGCCGGACAUGCCAUCCGACCCCAAGGAGACGGAGGCCCAGGGCUCUUUCCAGCCGACCAAGGAAACCAAGAAGAUCGCCUUGGAUCCGGCGCACCCGGAGAGACACGCUAUCAUCAAGCUGAACACGGCCGAUCGGCUGAAGACCGCCUUCAUCACACCAUUCGGAGCCUUCUAUUACCUGGCCAUGACGUUCGGCUUGAGAAAUAUGGAGAAGCACGGCACCCUUCUGGAGGAUCUCAAGGAGACCUUUCACAAUUUGCGCCGUUUUCAAAUCAAGCUCAACCCGGAGAAAUGUAUCUUCGGAGUACCUGCCGGCCAGCUCCUUGGUUUCCUUGUCUCCGAGCGUGGCAUCGAAUGCAACCCCGUGAAGAUCAAGGCCAUUGAGCGGAUGCACAGACCCACCCGGCUGCGGGACGUCUAG